Molecule: messenger RNA, 648 nt
Organism: Rotaria sordida
Lineage: Eukaryota; Metazoa; Rotifera; Eurotatoria; Philodinida; Philodinidae
Source: the annotation of a GenBank genome assembly
AUGGCAACAAUCCUAUCAUUUCCUGUUCAACAACAACAACAGUAUGCAUCAGAAUCAUACAUUGGCACGAGCAAUUUUCCUAAACACUUCGGGAUAAAAACGCGUAUGAAUCGAAUGUUCGCUUGGUGUAAUAAGUUCCGAGCUAUGCAUAUGUGGAUAUUACUAUCUUGUAUACAGUUUUGCUUUUGGUUACCUCUAAUGAACAGCACUUCAACAGAGAUGACAGAAUUAUUAUCGUAUAAAAUUAAUGGAUCGUUGACAAGGGAUGAAUGGUUCAAUCGAGCCUACACUAAACGAUGUUUAUUGUUGCCACCUUCAUUGUUAUUAUCAACUUCUAUCGACAAUAUUAAUAGCUACAAUUCCAUGAAAAUGUUAAUUGUCUUUCUAUGCAUUGGAUCCUAUCUAUUGAUCUUAACAGCGGAGUCGAUAUAUAAUUCUGUAUCUGGUAAUCCACCAGAGAAUCCUUAUAUGUGGUUCUGUUGGUGUCGUAAGAUAAAUAAUAAAAUAAAAUCUUCAUUAAAAAUCUUAUCUAAAUCUUUGUUAUCUAAUAAAUCAUAUCAAUUUAUGAUUAAAAUGGCAAAUCGACAAAAUUCAACAAUACAAGAAACUGGUUAUUUAAUUGUUCAUCUUGAGAAUUCUUAUCCAUAA